AUGCAAGAUCUAAAUUUCACUUCUAAACCGGAACUAAUGAAAGACCUAAAUUUCAUUUCUAAACUGGAACUAACGCAAGAUCUAAAUUUCACUUCUAAACCGGAACUUAUGCAAGAUCUAAAUUUCACUUCUAAACCGGAACUAAUGAAAGAUCUAAAUUUCAUUUCUAAACCGGAACUAAUGCAAGAUCUAAAUUUCACUUCUAAACCGGAACAAAUGCAAGAUCUAAAUUUCACUUCUAAACCGGAACAAAUGCAAGAUCUAAAUUUCACUUCUAAACCGGAACUAAUGCAAGAUCUAAAUUUCACUUCUAAACCGGAACUUAUGCAAGAUCUAAAUUUCACUUCUAAACCGGAACUAGCGCAAGAUCUAAAUUUCACUUCUAAACCGGAACAAAUGCAAGAUCUAGACUUCACUUCUAAACCGGAAAUAAUGCAAGAUCUAAAUUUCAAGUACGGAAUAAAUUAA
This is a messenger RNA of Brugia pahangi, 468 nucleotides long. The record is from the annotation of a GenBank genome assembly. NCBI's taxonomy places the organism in Eukaryota, Metazoa, Nematoda, Chromadorea, Rhabditida, Onchocercidae.